ACUGCAUCUGAACUUGGUGGACAACGGGGCUGCCAGCAGUUGAGCUGAAUUCCGUUGCCUCGUCCCGGUGGGAGAGUGUUGGACGUGGAGCAGCCUGUGGCCGGAAUCAUGCCUGCCCUGUCGACCGGCUCGGGGGGUGACACAGGUCUGUUCGAGCUGCUGGCUGCCCUGCCAGCGCAGCUGCAGCCCCACGUGGACAGCCAGGAAGACCUGACCUUUCUCUGGGAUAUGUUCGGCGAAAAAAGCCUGCAUUCACUGGUCAAGAUUCAUGAAAAGCUGCACUACUACGAGAAGCAGAGCCCCGCCCCUGUCCUCCACAGCGCAGCAGCCUUGGCAGAUGAUCUGGCCGAAGAGCUUCAGACCAAGCCAUCAAGUGGUGAGAUCAGAGAGCUGUUGAAACUGCUGUCCAAACCCAACGUAAAGGCUUUGCUUUCCGUGCAUGACACUGUGGCGCAGAAGAAUUAUGACCCCGUGUUGCCUCCGAUGCCUGACGAUAUUGAUGAUGAUGAAGACUCAGUAAAAAUCAUCCGUCUCGUCAAAAACAGAGAACCACUGGGAGCUACCAUCAAGAAGGAUGAGCAUACCGGUGCCAUCAUUGUGGCUAGAAUCAUGAGAGGUGGCGCUGCAGACAGAAGCGGUCUUAUUCACGUCGGUGAUGAACUUCGGGAAGUGAAUGGGAUCCCAGUAGAGGAUAAAAGGCCGGAGGAAAUAAUACAGAUUUUGGCUCAGUCUCAGGGGGCAAUCACAUUUAAGAUUAUACCCAGCAUCAAAGAGGAGACCCCAUCUAAAGAAGGCAAGGUGUUCAUCAAAGCCCUCUUCGACUAUGACCCUACUGAGGACAGAGCAAUUCCAUGUAGAGAAGCCGGGCUUGCUUUCAGGAAAGGAGACAUCCUUCAGAUUAUGAGCCAGGAUGAUGCAACCUGGUGGCAGGCGAAGCACGAAGGGGAUGCCAACCCCAGGGCAGGCCUGAUUCCCUCCAAGCAUUUCCAGGAAAGGAGAUUGGCCGUGAGACGACCAGCAAUAUUAGUGCAGCCCUUGAAAGUUUCCAACAGGAAAUCAUAUGAGGAAGCAGUUGAGUGUGAGGAAAUCGAAGAAGAUGCUGACUAUGCUGGUAACAACAGUGGAGCCUCUAUAGCUGGUUUUCGAAGAAGCUUCCGUCUUAGUAGGAAGGAUAAGAAGACCAAUAAGUCCAUGUAUGAAUGCAAGAAGAGUGACCAGUAUGACACAGCUGAUGUGCCCACCUACGAGGAAGUGACCCCAUACCAGCGGCAGACCAAUGAGAAAUACAGACUUGUGGUCUUGGUUGGCCCUGUAGGAGUAGGGUUGAAUGAACUGAAACGAAAGCUGCUGAUCAGCGACACGCAACACUACGGGGUGACCGUGCCACACACAACCAGGGCCCGGAGAAGCCAGGAGAGUGACGGCGUGGAAUAUAUUUUCAUUUCCAAGCACUUGUUUGAGACAGACGUGCAAAAUAACAAGUUCAUUGAAUAUGGUGAAUAUAAAAACAACUACUAUGGCACCAGCAUUGACUCGGUUCGGUCUGUGCUUGCUAGAAACAAAGUCUGUCUAUUGGAUGUUCAGCCUCACACAGUGAAGCAUUUAAGAACACUAGAAUUUAAGCCUUUUGUGAUAUUUAUAAAGCCUCCGUCAAUAGAACGUCUGAGAGAGACAAGAAAAAACGCCAAGAUGAUUUCAAGCAGAGACGACCAAGGAGCGGCCAAACCCUUCACAGAAGAAGACUUUCAAGAAAUGAUCCAGUCUGCACAGAUCAUGGAAAACCAGUAUGGCCACCUUUUUGACAAGACCAUCGUAAACGAUGAUCUCACCGUGGCCUUCCAUGAGCUGAAGACGACGUUUGACAGAUUGGAAACUGAUGCCCACUGGGUUCCAGUGAGCUGGCUGCAUUCGUGACUCAGGAAGAAGCUCCCAGCCCGCUUUUUUAUAGACUGCAUGAUUAGUAUGGAUUCAGUUACCAUUUGGGUGGCAGGGUUUUUAAAUCUACAUCACUGUCAUAAAUGUACAAUAUUGUGAACAUGGUUGUAUCCUUUUACAGCCUUAUUUCAAACACAACGUGUGAGUAAUAAGACACACACAGUGCUGUCUGUUAAGCAAAGCUGGGAGCCGUCUGCUUCUCUCUAGUGCAGCUCCGGCUCCGAGCUGAGUGCCCUAAAGAGAAAGCGCUAGGCAGCAGAGAGAGGAGUUUGGUGCUUCAGUUGUCUCAGGGUGAGGGGUGGGGGGUGUCACCGCCAGCCAGUUUCCGUGUUAGCAGUUGAGGGUAUUGCUAGCACCAGACAGGACAGUGUCUCAGUGUUCUCAGGCAGCCAUCACAGAUAUAACUGGUCUGGCAGUAAACAAAGGUCCCCUUGCUGAAAGUGUCAGCCUUUGCUUACGGAUGCUCAACAUGGCCACAAUGUGUGCAUUGAAAAGUCAUUCUUAAACUACUGAAACGUUGCCGGGAUUUUAAGUAGCCUUCAUGUUAUAUAUAGUCUAAGAAGUCCUUAUGAGUAUGUUUUGGCAGCUCAGUGCAUCUUUAAUAUGGGAAGAUAGACACUAAAAAGCUCUUAAGUGUGUGACUUUUAAAACCUCUCUCUGUGGUAUCAAUCACAUUAAGCAAGGUGGUGUCUUAGGGUUAGGUAAUGAUCACAAAGGUAAUUUUUAUCUGUAAAUCCUCACAAGUCACUUUUCCCAGUAAAUAUAAAAAAAUGUGAUUCAUAUCCUAAGAGUAGACACUAGACACAACACUGAUGUACAGUUAACGAAAACACAGCCAUUUAAAAAAUAGCUAUUGGGCACCAGGCAUACCAUUAAGGUGUGAUUUUGAAAACUUUUCUUGUAAUCUUAACUUAUUUAUCUAUAAAGUGAUUCCUAAAUAAAUAAAUAAUAAAGUAAUUCUUAACCCUGGCCCAAGUACCAUCCCCACCUCACCAUUUGUAAAGAAGUCUGAGAAAGAAGAUUCUAUUGUAAAUAUUUUCAGUGGGGGCUCUCAUUCUCCAUGAUACUGCUGGUCUCCAGCAGUGAAAUAACUAGAGUUCUCGGAAUACUAGACACAUCCACAAGACGUGUAGGGGAACAUGCCCUGCAGUGCUUGCAUGCUAAGACACAGCCAAUCGAAGAUCAGUGCGCUUGUGAAUGUAAGAGAGGGGGAAGAGGUAUUAUUUUUGGUUGAUUUGUAAAGAGAGUUAUAGAUGUCAUGCUUACUUAAAGAAAAAUAGGAUUUAGUGAAAUUUUAUAUAUUUAUGAACUAUUUGAAAGGCAUAUUUUUAAAAUUACCAAGUGGGGCUAUUCCUGAGAUAUAUCAAUGAUAUGUAAAGGUGUCAUAACUAUAAAUCAGGGUCAACAUUCCAUGUAAAUAUUUGGCCUUGGUUUGUUCUCAGACAGAUGUGCAUCUGAGUCAUGUCUGUGCUGCACAACUGAGGGCAUCAUUCACUGGUCUUCUUCAGUUGAGUCCAAUCCUGUAUUAGAAACAGAAACAAAAUCACUCCGGUGACCUUCCCACAGUCUGACCAUCAGCGUUAGACAAUUAGGCCAAACAUUGCCUACCGGUGUAAUCCAAACAGUGAGUUUUAAGUUUAUUAAUUAGCAAGCAAUUUAGCUUUAAGAGAGAGAGAGAGAGAGAGAGAGAUUAGGGUUGCCAAAUCUGACUGAGUAUUACUUUAAAAUUGUAAGGCUGGUCCGAGAAUUACGAAUCCUAAGUAGUUGGUUUGUGUCCCUUAGUCUCCUCUCAAUACUGACCUGAGAUCCUGUACUAAGGAUAAUGGGAAAUGUAUAACAAGUUAGGCAAUAACGUAGGCAAUCCUAAUUCUUUGUUGAGAGGUAAUGACGUCUGUAUUUUUUUCAUUUUGCCAGCAAAUCGCCUCAGUUCUCCACUGUCGAGGUAAAUGCAGCUCAAGGGGGUUGGGGGUUGGGGGUGG
Messenger RNA from Echinops telfairi (small Madagascar hedgehog), 3914 nucleotides. It is a transcript of the gene MPP7, whose product is annotated as MAGUK p55 scaffold protein 7. The record is from RefSeq and is a predicted model, not a curated record. Bases 109 to 1914 code for a protein of 601 amino acids. Gene Ontology annotation, cellular component: cell-cell junction; plasma membrane. NCBI's taxonomy places the organism in Eukaryota, Metazoa, Chordata, Mammalia, Afrosoricida, Tenrecidae. Gene Ontology annotation, molecular function: protein binding. Gene Ontology annotation, biological process: protein localization to adherens junction. The transcript is spliced from 19 exons.